This is a messenger RNA of Penicillium daleae, 2328 nucleotides long. RefSeq names its product SH3 domain-containing protein. Gene Ontology annotation, biological process: establishment or maintenance of actin cytoskeleton polarity. NCBI's taxonomy places the organism in Eukaryota, Fungi, Ascomycota, Eurotiomycetes, Eurotiales, Aspergillaceae. The record is from RefSeq and is a predicted model, not a curated record. The coding region runs from base 1 to 2328 and encodes 775 amino acids. The transcript has 4 exons. Gene Ontology annotation, cellular component: microtubule cytoskeleton; cell tip. Gene Ontology annotation, molecular function: protein binding.
AUGACGAGACCUCAAAUGAUUCGAGCCGAUACCUUGGAUCUUCAAGACCACGAUACUCCCUCGGCUCAAGAUCACACUAAGCAACCCGAACAUCCUAAACCUCUUGGGGGCGGCCGGCCUGCUCCCCAUCAAGAACUUUCCAUUCGCCAUGCUGAGCAAGACUCAAAGUCGGAGAUCUCGAGUGGUCCCGCUUUAAACGGCAAUCAUGAACACCGAGACGGUGGUGAUAUCUACGAUGAACCGGAAGAGACAGAUGAAGACAUAGGACGAAAUGGAGAAUACGAUCAUGAAGAAGAUGGCGACUUAGCUGACGGCGAAAGCGACGAUCUUCUUGACGACGAUAUGAUGGACAAGCUAUCCAGUUCUCCUUCUAUCGAUGACGAGGACAUCGAUUUUGAAUUCGUCUAUGCACUUCACAAUUUCAUCGCAACCGUUGACGGGCAAGCAAACGCUGCCAAGGGGGACACCAUGGUACUCUUGGACGAUAGCAACAGCUAUUGGUGGCUUGUACGAGUCGUCAAAGACGGAAGUAUAGGUUACCUUCCUGCUGAACACAUCGAAACACCCACGGAGCGUCUCGCUAGAUUAAACAAACACCGCAACGUCGAUCUCUCGGCGACCAUGCUAGGGGAUAAUUCCGAAAAGUCCAAAAAUCCUUUGAAGAAGGCUAUGCGACGGCGAAACGCUAAAAAUGUCAACUUUGCCCCACCGACAUACAUCGAAGCAUCCGACGUUGAAUAUUCAACGGAGGAAGAGGACGAGCACGGCGAUUUCUUCAAUGAUGAUGAAACAGUCGAAUCGGAGGAUGGCGAAGCUCAAGAACAACACGAAGACAUCAUUGUGGAGCCUCUCCGCACAAAGUCUCAGAAGGAGAAGCUCGCAGAACGGGCUGAGGGCACACAGUCGCCUGAACAUCAAGAGCCAGAGCGCACGAGCUAUGAGCCAAGGCGGUCGAGCGAGGAGUUCUUUGAUCCUGAAGGUAAGAGUGCAGAGUUCACCAAUGCUUCUGCUCUGCGAUCGUCGCAAUCUAAUGCCGACAUCCAUACAACAGAACCUACUGUUAGUAGAUCCAGAAACGGCACUGUACGCAACACAGAUUCUUUCUUCAAGGACGACACCGCCGAACCCAAGAAGAUUUCUCUUACGCCUAACCUGCUGCGUGACGAAUCGAGCAGCACAACUUUGACCAAUGACUGGAAAGAUGCUGGACGUGGAAGCUUUGAAUCGAUUGACAAAGGUAUUGUCUCGCAUGACAAGGGCAAAGACGACAAGAAGCGCAAAGACAAGAAACCCGGGAUGCUCAGUGGUUUAUUCAAGCGAAAGGAUAAGAAGAACAAAUCAAUCGACGACGAUAUCGAAGAGGUUGAGCGAUCUCUAGCUGAAUCUGCUUCCCGAGCUUCACCUCAACCCAAGACAUCUUCGGAGUCUUUGUCGCCAGAACAACGGUCUGCCAAACCACAGCGGCAGACCAGCAACAAGCUGCACAAGCAACCGCCAUCCAUCAUGUCUCCCACUUCUCGGACUGACGGACAGGCCGAUUCUGUAACAACAGAUUCAUCAAAGGAAAGAGAAAUAGUGAUCGGGAAUCAGACUGGGCAGUCCAUUCGACGAGUUACGUCGCGAGACACCGACAGCAGCCGCAACGACAGCCGAGGGGCUGUGUCUUCACCGGUUAGCCAGCAAAGUCCCUCCAAGGAAUCUUUCGCUACUCCGCUCGAGUCACAAGACCCGUUGGCUUCUUCAGUUGAUCGGCCAUCCAGCGAAGCUCAGUGGAGAGGACCAUUUGAGACAGCUGAGCGGGCUCAACCUUCCGUGACAUCCCCACCGCAAAGAUUCACUCCGAAGAUAGUGACUGGCCACAGCGAUCUGGGAUCGCAGUCUCCAGACAACUUCUCUCCAGUUGAAGAGUCUCAUAUUCCUAUUGCCGCGCCCGGGUUGACCAAGGAAGCCGUAUUGAGAGCUCGAUCUAUCUCCCCAGGCUCUCCGCCCUCAUCGCCCGAAGUCGAUGUCAACGACCUCAAGGGCAGCGAAGGUACCCAUAUCUCACUGGAUACACUGUCAGUUGACACACCGACCUGGAGUGACGCCAGUCUACGAUCAUACCUCGACGAAGAAACCGACAUUCGCGAUCUUUUCAUUAUUGUUCACGACAAAUCAAACAUCCCUCCAGCCGGCCCUGACCACCCUGUCACUGGCCGUCUCUUCAAGGAAGAGAGCAAGCGGCUCAAAGAGCUGAACAACCAACUCGACGACAUGCUCGUCAAAUGGAUGUCUCAACGCCAGAGACACUCCAGCACAACGCGCAGCGUACAGAGCCCAACCGCCUAA